UGUAAAUAUACUCAGCCUUGUCCAAAUGUUGUCGCAGACUCCUGUACAAUAGAACAGCAUGCAUACAUUCCCACUUGCUUGACUACAGCUUUUGACUCGUUCCGCUGGCGGAUAUUUCACCUUUCACUGCCUCCAAGAUCCAGUGUUCUGCACCCAUCUGGACCUUGCCCCCUGAAAGGACAGCUGUCGAGAAAUUCCGACAACUUCAACACAACGCAAAUAUGGGAGUUUUGAGACUGCCAUGGGGUCUUACUGGAGCCCUUUUGGCAUCUACCUAUCUACACUCUUUAUGCGCCUCUGCGAGCCCCUCUAUAAAUGUGGGGUUAAAAGCAUCUUUCUCUUCAGCUCCGUACCUGCUUGAAUUGCUAGAAACUGCUGCAGACGAAAAUGCUACCUCCUAUUUCCCCCUUCUUGACCGAAUUGCAGACGGGUAUUUUUCGAAAGCUUCGACCGACCAAGAGCUGUACGACAAAUUCAUACAAGUUCUCAAAGAUGACGGCCACAUGGCAGACCCAGAAACACUGUCAACAUACAAAUUUGCCCUAUCUAUGCACUCCCUAGCACCUCGGAUCGAAGCCCACUAUCAGUAUUACCAUACAGCUGUGGAGCCAUCACUGAAGGGUGAACAAGAUACCUCAUGCCCGGUCUGGGUCCUAUUCAAUGGAAAGCAGUAUUGCUCUCCAACUUUAGACGAGGCACAUGGUGAAAUCAGUGGGGACUCACAAGUGCAAGAGUUACAAUUUGACAGAGUUCUCGGCAAUCAUUCUGCACCUGCCUCGAUUCUAUACGCUGAUAUCACUUCUACCGCCUUUGGAAAAUUCCAUAAAACUUUGGUUAAGACUGCCCGUGAAGGGAAGAGUUCUUACCGAGUUCGACAUAGAAAGUUCAUGACCGCAGAGUCUAGGCCACUUAUUGUUCCUGGAUAUGGUGUUGAACUUGCCCUCAAGAGAACGGACUACAUUGUGAUUGACGAUCGCGAAGAGGAUGAAAGCAAAACCGUUACUGCCACCCCUGAAAAGGAGGUGAAGUUUGAGGACGAAGAAUUGGCAGAUCUCAAGCCACUAUCCUCAUCGGAGCUUUUUGGUCUCGGCUUGAAAGCGUCAAGUUUUAUCAUGCAGAGCGAAAAUCCGUUUGAUACGCUUGUGAAGCUGUCCCAAGACUUUCCUAAGUAUUCGAGUGCUGUAGCCUCCCACAAUGCUUCAGAGGAUUUCGUUGCGGAGCAUGAUUACAACCGAGGUCAACUUGUCCCAGGGGGCUUUAAUAUUUGGUGGAUGAACGGUGUUCAGUUGAUUGAACGUCAAAUUGAGGCAUUAGAAAUGCUUAACAUGCUUCGGAAGGAACGAAAACUCAUCAACGGGGUUCGCGAUCUUGGCUUAUCUGGCCAAGAAGCAAUUCAGUUGCUAUCUCACAACGAAGUGGCAACGGCAAAGGCUGAUAGUGAUGCCCCAAGAUUUGACUGGAGAGAUGAGAUCGAAGGAGGCAAUGUUAUCAUCUGGAUGAACGAUAUUGAGAAGGAUAAGCGCUACGCGGACUGGCCUCGGGUUCUCCAGGCUAUGCUUCAGCGCACAUAUCCCGGCCAGUUACCCCAAAUUCGAAGAGACUGCUUCCAGUUAGUCAUUCCCGUUGACUUCACAGACGCUGAAGAUGUUCUGCUCGUCGCAGAUACACUUUUGAAUUUCGUUAAACGCAAAAUUGCGAUUCGUAUUGGGCUUGUGCCCAUUACAAAGACGAAGGAAUCACUGGAACAAGCGAGGGUGGUAUACCACCUGGCCAAUACCUACGGACUGCAAGCGGCUCUUGUCUAUCUUGAAACUUCAUAUACUUCUAAGAUGGUGACAGGACCGAGUAAGUCAGCCUUCGACACUGCAGUGAAAUCACGGCACGUGCGUCAAGAGAAGGUAGCGGUGCCCAUGGAUGAGAUGCUCAAAUCCGAAGAUUAUCAAGACCAAAUUGAAGCUUCCAAGAAAUGGAUGCGCAGACUUGCCGCCGACAGCAAGAUUCCGCCAGUGUUUGUGGAUGGAGUUGCAGUCCCUCGGGACGAGAAUUGGCUUCAAUUGAUGAGCAACAGAGUCUCCACUGAUCUCCAGUCCAUUCAACAAGGCAUUUUCACAGAUGCAUUCGAGGCGGAUGCGUGGCUUCCUUCAUACUUCCUCCUCCAGGCAUCGCAGAAACGCAACCCGAUAAUCUCUCCUGAAGAUGAGAAGACGCUCAAGAUAUUUAAUGUUAACAAGCUCGCGGGCGAGAACCAAGCUCUUCUGGAUACUUUGCCGCGGAUCCGAGUUGAUGCAUCAGCUAAUAAGACUCUCUGGGCUCAUAUGAUUCUAGUUGCGAAUUUGGAGUCUGAAGUUGGCUCAAAGCUACUUGCGACUGCAGCCGUCUUCUGGGAAGCAAAUCCAUCUGUGGAACUCAUUAUUGUGCACAACCCAGUGUCUAAUACAAUUGACACUGGAUUGAGCAAUGACUUGUUUUCACAUAUGCAGAGUAAUUCAAACAAAGCCUUUGCCAACAUGAACGAUUUGACUGCGAUCCUUGCGGGAGAAAAGACAGCUGAAAGUGCUUUGACCCAACAAGGAGCAAGCCAGUACUGGCAUGGAGCGGAUUCCCUCAUCAGGUCACUAGCUUUGAGGCCUGGCGAAAACGCUGUUCUUCUCAAUGGCCGUUUGGCUGGACCUAUUCCAGCCGAUACCGAGUUCGACCUCUCCGACUUUGAUUCAUUAUUAUCGUAUGAGCGAUCGAAACGUAUUACUCCGGCAUAUAAUGCAAUGGAUUCACUUGGAUUGUCCGACAAGAUUGCGGAUCCUUUAGCAGCAGCAAAGAUUUCUUCGAUCGUGGCAAAGUCCACGAUAUCGGAUACUCCUGAUGGAAUCUUUGAACAGGCAUCAACACUUCGGAUGAGUCAGUUCAAUGUUUGGAACUCUUUUCACACGGUCAUCGAGACUGGUGACAUCUCUACUGCAACCAUUCAGUUCACCAUACUCUUAGAUCCUGCCAGCGAGCAAGGUCAAAGAUGGGUGCCAAUUGUGAAAGUGCUCUCAGAACUUGAUGGAGUGUAUAUGAAGCUCUUCCUCAAUCCUAAAGAAAGACUCCAAGAGUUACCUGUCAAGCGAUUCUACAGAUACGUUCUGGAUUCUAAGCCAACCUUUGAUGAAGCUGGAGCCCUUCUGCCACUCGGAGCUACUUUCACGGGCGUCCCCCAAGAAGCACUACUCACUGUCGGGAUGGAUGUACCUCCAGCUUGGCUUGUUGCACCUAAGGUUUCAGUCCACGAUCUUGACAACAUCAAGCUUAGCUCUAUCAAAACCAACGUUGAGGCUCUCUACGAACUUGAGCACAUCUUGAUUGAAGGCCACUCUCGUGAAAUUCCUGGUGGCAGUGCUCCGCGUGGCGCCCAGCUUGUCCUUGGUACUGAACGAGAUCCGCAUACUGCAGACACUAUUAUCAUGGCCAAUCUGGGUUACUUUCAGUUCAAGGCCAAUCCAGGAUUCUACAAGAUUGAUUUGCAGGAGGGUAGAAGCGCUAAAAUAUUUACCAUUGAGAGCAUUGGCUCACAGGGCUGGAGCCCGGUUCCUGGCGAUGAAAGCACGGAAGUUGUCUUAAUGAGCUUCCAGGGCACUACGUUGUACCCUCGUCUCUCACGAAAACUUGGCAUGGAACUAGAAGAUGUUCUCGAAGCAAAGACCGACUCGCCGAUGGACUUUGUCUCGCAAGGUCUCAAGUUCGCCCAAGGCAUCCUCGGGAAAGGCAAGGCAGAUGUUGCAGCAAAGCAAGAACAAGCCGAGAUCAAUAUUUUCUCUGUUGCCAGCGGACAUCUGUACGAGCGCAUGCUGAACAUCAUGAUGGUCAGUGUCAUGAAGCACACCAAGCACACCGUCAAAUUCUGGUUCAUCGAGCAGUUUCUGUCCCCAUCCUUCAAAGACUUCAUUCCCUACAUGGCCGCAGAAUACGGCUUCCAAUAUGAAAUGGUUACAUAUAAAUGGCCACACUGGCUCCGACACCAGACCGAAAAGCAGCGCGAGAUAUGGGGUUACAAGAUCCUCUUUCUCGACGUUCUCUUCCCCCUUUCUCUCGAUAAAGUCAUCUUCGUCGACGCCGACCAGAUUGUUCGAACAGAUAUGAUCGAACUCGUGAACCAUGAUCUUAAAGGUGCUCCCUACGGCUUCACACCCAUGUGCGACAGCAGGACUGAGAUGGAAGGCUUCCGCUUCUGGAAGCAAGGAUAUUGGGAGAAGUUCCUUCGCGGGUUGCCGUACCAUAUCUCCGCCCUCUACGUCGUGGAUCUCCACCGCUUCCGCCAGAUUGCAGCAGGCGACCGACUUCGUCAACAAUACCACCAGCUCUCCGCUGACCCUCAAAGUCUGUCUAACCUGGAUCAAGAUCUUCCAAAUCACAUGCAAAGCGUACUUCCCAUCCACAGCCUCCCGCAAGAAUGGCUCUGGUGCGAAACCUGGUGUAGUGACGAAGCGCUCGCUGACGCCAAAACAAUUGAUCUGUGCAACAAUCCUCAAACCAAGGAGCCGAAAUUGGAUCGAGCCAGGAGACAAGUUCCCGAAUGGACGGUGUACGAUGACGAGAUUGCGGCUGUGGAUCGAAGACGGAAGGGCUUGCCUGCAAAUGGAAACGGAGAAAAGAAUAUGAAGAGUCGCACAUUGGAGGAUAUCGUUAGUACGGCGGCGACGAGCGAGGUGCCGGGGGAGACGAAGAGUAAGAAGGAUGAGCUUUAGAUUUGUAUGUAGAUAGAAGGAGUUUUGGAUUGUAAUGAACGUAGAUUGUAUGUGUACAAUGGCUUGAACAUUUACUGUGCGUCGUACCCCUGAGUAGCAUAUCAACUAAGUGUACCUUCCUCCUAGG
Messenger RNA from Hyaloscypha bicolor E, 4848 nucleotides. Its product is annotated as glycosyltransferase family 24 protein. Lineage: Eukaryota; Fungi; Ascomycota; Leotiomycetes; Helotiales; Hyaloscyphaceae. The coding region runs from base 222 to 4721 and encodes 1499 amino acids. Gene Ontology annotation, molecular function: UDP-glucose:glycoprotein glucosyltransferase activity. Gene Ontology annotation, cellular component: endoplasmic reticulum. The transcript has 4 exons. The record is from RefSeq and is a predicted model, not a curated record.